Striga asiatica is the source of this 1187-nucleotide messenger RNA. NCBI's taxonomy places the organism in Eukaryota, Viridiplantae, Streptophyta, Magnoliopsida, Lamiales, Orobanchaceae. The record is from the annotation of a GenBank genome assembly.
GUGGGGUCACAAUUUCAACUAAAGCACACUUAACUUUGGGUAUCAAAUCAACAGCUUUUAUAUAUGUCAUUGUACCACUCCAUAACACACCUAUUUUAUGCUGCCUGUUAUUCCUUUAAGCCUUUUACCUUUCCAAAUUUCCUCUUGAGCUUCAAGUCUUUAAAAAUAGAAAAAAAUCACACACAAAUGAAUCCUAACCAUUGCUACUCCAAACCCGACCGAAAAAUUAUUGAGAAAGAACGAAGAAAUGUUAUGAAAUCCCUUUAUUCCAGUCUCAAUUCUCUUGUUCCUAAUCAAUCAUCUAGGGAAAACUUUUCGAUACCUGGCCAGCUUGAAGGAGCCACAAAUUACAUAAAGAAGCUACAGUUUAACCUGGAAAAACUGAAGCAGCAAAAAGAAUGUCUCUUGAGGAAAGAUUCUGCAAAUUUGAGUGUGUGGGGAGGGAUUGAUUUGCCGAGCAUUGAUGUUUGUGUAAUGGGCUCUGCUUUGGAGGUUUUCUUGAUAUCUGGGAAAAAUUAUCAGUUUAAGUUAAGUGAAAUUAUCCGAAUAUUGCACGAAGAAGGUGCUGAAGUUGUGUCGGCCAGCUUUUCGGUGCUUGAUGAUGCAUUUUUACACACUAUGCAUUGCAAGGUUGAUUAUGGAGUGUCUUCACAAGAUGAUGCAGCUGCAAGAUUACGUGACAGGCUAAGGAACUUCGUUUCGAUAUUUAGAUAAAUAUAAAUAAAUGUCUUCUAUAUAUGGAAAGAAAAAAAAAAAUCACGUAUUUUGUUAUGCUUGUGAUCAAUUUAUGAUCUCAGGGUAUUUAUAUUAAUUUUGAAGUCUUCUUUGUCGUAUUAUUUGCCCAGAAUUUUUAAAAAGUACGUUUUUAGUUAUGCGUGAUUUGCAAUUUUAAUUCAGUGAAGUACUUACAUGAAUUGCUUUUAAUUAAUGAUCUAUAGUUGCAUCUUCAAAGAUCAUGCAUAGACAUAGUCAUUGGCACCAUAUAAUCUUAGCAAUAUUGCAACAUUCCUUACUACUCAUCAGUUAGUUUGCUUAUGUAAUUUGGGGAACUGUUUAUCUAUAACCAAUAUCUGGACAGAAAAUCUCUGACGCCCUUUUACUUUCUAUCAUAGCUUGAGAUAAUCAUUAAAUUAUAUUAAUCUUUCUCUAGAACAAGUUAUAUCGUAGAUUAAUUGCUAUUUAUAAAU